GCCGAGACUGCCAGCGUCCUCCGCGGCGCCCCGUGGCCUGCGACGUCGGUGAAAGAGAAUUACGGAGUAGGGAUCUGUCGUGGCCCCUCGGGUGGUCCAGGCGGCAGGGCCCCCAUGGGGCACUUCAGCCAGACACCUGGUCCGGUCGGAGAACACGGCGGUGGGGCUGAGGGGUGCUCCCAUGGGAGCACUUUUCCUGCGGCGGGGUGAUCGCGGCACCUGGGAGCCCGGACAAAAAGCUGGAGUCGAGCCCUCCGGCCAAGUCCCGUCGGGUCCUUGCCUGGCCCAGGCCGGCUGGCAGGGACGCAGUGCCGCUCUGGACUUUCGUGGGAUGCAUUGAGUGCGGAAGUGCGAAGUCGCCGAAUAGCGUUGUGGAGAUGGUACAGUCCCCUCUUAUGCUGCCAGUACUGCCAGAUAGGGUUUGAGAGGGCGUGAUCCCAGUGACUGCCGCGCUGACUGUUCAAUGUUUCAAACCCAUCCAAGGAAGUAACACUCUCCCCUUUGGAGAGACUGUAAAAUGCAUGUUAUGAAUUGUCUCUCCUUGGUCAAUGAUAAAGAAAAUGGGGCUAUUCCAGUUGCAACGGGAUUAAUGACUGAGGACACGACGACCGCACCUCAACUUUCUCAGCCUGCAGCCUCACUGCCCCCUGCACCAUGUCCUCUCACAGGGGCUCCCCCAGCUCCUCCACUUCCCCCGGGAAUGCUGCCCCCACCACCACCACCUCCUCCACUGCCUGGCCCAAACAUACCUCUGCCUCCACAGUUGAUAAAUGGUCACGACGGCCACGGCAAAAAAAAACGAAUGCGGAGCUUUUUCUGGAAAACUAUCCCUGAGGAGCAAGUCCGUGGUAAAAACAAUAUCUGGACAAUUGCUGCAAGACCACAGUAUCAAAUUGAUACAAAGACAAUUGAGGAACUUUUUGGGCAGCAGGAAGAAGCCAAACCCCAGGACUCUCGAAACCGAACUUUAAAGUCUUCAUUUAAAGAGACUAAAGAGGAGGUUUCCAUUUUAGAUGCAAAACGAAGUAUGAACAUUGGGAUAUUUCUCAAACAAUUCAAAAAGUCUGCCGAAUCCAUCAUUGAAGAUAUUUAUCAUGGAAGAAGUCAGCCCUAUGGUUCUGAACUGCUACACGAAUUUCUUAAAUUAUUACCAGAAGCAGAGGAGGUAAAGAAAUUAAAAGCUUUUGCUGGAGAUGUAUCAAAACUGUCUCAAGCUGAUUCCUUCAUGUAUUUACUGAUCCAGGUGCCAAACUAUGCUCUUAGGAUUGAAGCCAUGGUGUUGGAGAGGGAGUUCUCACCCUCCUGUGCUUCUCUACAGGAUGACAUGAAAAUUAUAAGACUGGCAACGAAAGAGUUAAUGACUUGUGAGGAGCUGCAUUCCAUAUUGCACUUGGUCCUUCAGGCUGGGAAUAUUAUGAAUGCGGGAGGUUAUGCUGGCAAUGCUGUUGGAUUUAAACUUUCGUCACUGCUCAAGCUGGCAGACACAAAAGCAAACAAACCCGGGAUGAGUCUGCUGCAUUUUGUUGCUCUGGAAGCCCAAAAGAAAGAUGGUGCUCUUCUCAAUUUUUCAGAAAAAAUUAGGAGUGUUCAUGAUGCCGCCAGGUUAUCCAUUGAUAGUAUAGAAGCAGAGCUCCACUCACUGUCUGUGAAGACAAGAUCUGUUAAAGACAGUAUCAGACGAGACCCAAAACUCUUUCACCAGAUGGAAAACUUUCUCCAGUUUGCUAUAAGGUAUCUAAAGGAACUUGAGCACCAGAAAGGAGAAUUGCAAAAGGAGGGAAAUGCUCUCAUUGACUUUUUCUGUGAAGACAAAGAAACUAUGAAGUUGGAUGAAUGUUUCCAGAUAUUUAGGGACUUCUGCAUAAGAUUCAACACGGCUGUUAAGGAGAAUAGGGAGCGAGAGAUCCAGGAACUUCAUAGUCUGCAAAGGCGAAAGGAGCUGGAGGAGAAGCGUCGAUCCUGGGCAGCUGGAGAGCUUGGGAGCUUUGGGCGGAGCAGCAGUGAAAAUGAUGUAGAGAUGUUGGCUAAAAACAGACUUGGACAAUUUCUUCCCUUCUUGCAGCAGAGGCCUCAAAGCCCUUUGUACAGAAACACAAAUUCCAGACGCUCUCGACUUUCUUUGGGGAUGACUGCAGACAGGGAGUUGCAGAGUUUCCUGGAAAUCUCAAAAGAUGAGGAUCCAAACAAGUUUAACAGCCUUCCACGUGCAAACACCCGACAAGCAAGACCAAAUGUAGCCUGGACAGAAUCCAAAGAAACAAGGGAUCUCAACUUAAAUACCUUGCACUUACAACAACAGUCUGAAAUGGAAGUGAAAAGUGGUGGCCCUGUGCAGGUGCCUCCAGCUCAGCCUAGUCAUCUCAGCAGCUUAGCCAGUCCUGGUGCCCAUUACUCACAGAGGGGCACUGAUUACAGCUUGCACACUUCCAACCUGUCCUGUGAGGAGUCCACAGAUAUAAAUGCUCUGGCCCUUGCAAUUGAGGAGCAUGAACUUGUUAAAGGGUUACGUAAAUUUGAUAUUCAAGGAGCAAAACCUGCAGAAGAUGCACCUUUAAUGUAUUUAGAGGAUGCUGGCGGGACAGACCUGGAGACUUUAGAUGAUCUAAGCUUUAAUUCCCUGAGCACUGCCCAUGAUGAGCUGCCUCCAGUUUGCAGCAGCUCCAGAGAGGCCCACAACCAUCAAGCCAAGGCAGUGAGUUGCAAGAAUGAAGUUUUAGAGCCCAGCAGCAGCAGCCCUAUGUCUAUGGAUACAAGUGUUUCAGGAAGUAGAGAAGAUGGGCCAGUAUGCUACAUGUCAGAUACCACGACUGAUUGUUCUUUGACAUUAGACUCUGAAGAGGGAAAUUAUUUUAAAUCAGCAGGCAAUGAAAUAAAUGAAGGUGGCAAAGCACGCUCUUCUGGCAAUGAUGUUCAACACAAGGCUAGAUCUUUCUUCUCAAACCUGAACUCCACCUCUGACAAGAACCUGUCUCUUCACAUUUCUGCCAGUGAUAAGGAUGAUGCUGAUAACAAGCACACCCUUCCUAAAGAAAAACCCAUAAAAAAUAAAGAUCUAGUAGGACCGAAGACAAACUCUCUAAAAGAUCGCUCUCCAAGCUUCACAAAAUCCAGUGGCACUCGCCCAGGCCACACAGCUCCUUCCAGACCUGUCAGAACUUUGAAUGCCUCUGAGAAUGAAAGUAUGAGGAAAGUGGUGCCUAUUUCUCGGUCAAACAGGGCACCCAGCAGCAUGAAAAAGCCAGAAGCCAAGCCAGCCCUUCGUGAAAGCAGUACGGUGGAAAGUCGGCUGUCUCAUCGUAGCUCUGUCCGAGGCACAACAGACACACUGCCAAGAAGUCCCUAUAGGCACAGCAUGUCAGUAGAAGAGCCGAAGUUACGAAGGGGCACUGUCACCUCAAGCAGUGCUCAUUUUGAUAGGGACAGAGUUGCGCUCAAGAAGCCAAGCUCUAAACCUAUUAGGAGUAAUGUCAAAUCAAAGACAGAUGAAACAAAGAUGUGUCGCUCCAGUGUAAAACCCCAGACCCCUGCAGAUGACACCAAGGUUGCCACAAUCAGUAAUCCCAAAGCACCAGCGGCUGUCCCUAACUUUGCAAGGAAUACAGUGGCCUCUUCUUCAAAGCGUGCAAAAGUGGAUCUAUCCAGCUCAUGUAGACCUCCACCCAUCACAAGGUCUGUGUCCCAGAGGCUGCCUAAAGUGAAGCCAGCAGCAACCUCUGAUGAUCCAAAUCCGAAGGAAAACAGUGUGAGUACCUUAAAGAGAGCAAGCAGUGCCAGAGUGGUUGGAAGAAGCAUCCUGCAGGGAGAAGCUGUCUGCACGAAAGCAGAGCCUGCACCAAAGGAACAGGGAACAGUGGAAAAGGCAUCUCUUAAACUGAAGGAUGCAAACCAAACCACAAUUGGUAAAAUACUGAAGCCAUUAUUGAAAUAAGGGAGAGGGUUUUUUUUUAACCUUGGAAUGUGAACACUUGUCCAAGCACUGCAUGUCUGUGUAGUAAAAUUCCUUAAAACAGAAACCUUGCCAAUACAUGGCAUCAUGUGCUUAUUGAAGUAUGGCACACUGUUGGGAAAGGGCAAGUAACUAUGUUCUGGUCUAAAUCCUUUUUUAUGAAUUUGAAUGUAUUUAAAGCUACUGUGAUGAAAUGUGAGGAGAACAGAAAAUCUUUGCAUUUGUGCUAAAAAAAAUUACCGGAAACCAAAACGUUUUAAGAAGUUUUAACUAUGAGAUGAAACAAUUUGUGACAGAAAACAUGGAUUAAGGCCAGUUUUUUUUUGUGUACGUAAGAUUCUUCCUAGGACUCAAGCCUUUGUGCUUGUUUCUUAUUUGAUGUCAAAAUGAAUCCUAUGAAACAGUACUGAAAUGAACUCUAGGUGAUUGUACUUUUCAUAGCUUUCAAUUGCUUGGAUUCGGGAGCUCUUUUUUGCCUGUUGCAAAGUCCAUUGCUGGCAAUUGGACAGACUGGGAACUGCUGGCCAAAAAAUUAUAAAAUUGUGUGCUGUUUGUGGCUGUCCUUAACCUCCCUGAAGAAUUUAUAGCAUGUGUUAUGAAUGUGUAUGUGUCUGGGGAAAGCUUUCUGCUGGGCAGGAGGCUUGUUCUCCAAGAAUGUGGCAGCAUUUUCUUGCAUGCACAAGUGGGUAUGGCUGUUGCUGCAUUGAAUA
Messenger RNA from Ficedula albicollis (Collared flycatcher), 4656 nucleotides. RefSeq names its product FH2 domain containing 1 (gene FHDC1). The record is from RefSeq and is a predicted model, not a curated record. Lineage: Eukaryota; Metazoa; Chordata; Aves; Passeriformes; Muscicapidae. The transcript has 12 exons. Bases 518 to 3928 code for a protein of 1136 amino acids.